Messenger RNA from Penicillium canescens, 336 nucleotides. RefSeq lists its product as uncharacterized. The transcript is spliced from 2 exons. The record is from RefSeq and is a predicted model, not a curated record. Lineage: Eukaryota; Fungi; Ascomycota; Eurotiomycetes; Eurotiales; Aspergillaceae. Bases 1 to 336 code for a protein of 111 amino acids.
AUGCGAGGAGCUACGGCUUCCAAAAUAAGCGCAAGUUUAUGGCGCCUGGCCGACCCUUUCAGGGGGCCGCACGAAAAAUCUGCAAGCAAGACCACAUCCAACGCCAGGCGCAUCCUUAACGCAAAUCACGCCGUGCAGCAGCAGCAGAACUUCAUCAGCAGUGAUGGAUUGAUCGAGAUCCCAAAGGAGAUACUCCAGUAUCUCAAAACUAUCAAGGAGCUGACCCAGGACCUGCUCGACAACCCGGACUGGGACGCCCCACAAAUCAUCAAGAAAACCGUGAUAGUAAGCAAGACCUUCACACACAAUGCGAAUCUCGACCACUGCAAACAAUGA